AUGGGAGAAGGGUUUAUAGCGCGCGACAUAACAUUCGUGAACAGUGCCGGACCCAAAUCGGAGCAAGCUGUAGCUCUCCGCGUCGGAGCAGAUAAAUCCGUAGUGUAUCGCUGCUCCGUCGAAGGAUACCAAGACUCACUCUACACACACUCAAAACGACAAUUCUACCGAGACACAGACAUCACCGGAACCGUGGACUUCAUAUUCGGAAACUCCGUCGUCGUAUUCCAGUCUUGCAACAUCGUCGCCCGGAAGCCGUUACCGGGUCAGAGAAACUUCGUGACGGCGCAAGGGCGGAGCCACCCGGAGCAGAACACCGGAAUCUCCAUUCAGAAAUGCAGGAUCACGGGGCAGUCGUUGACGUAUCUUGGCCGGCCGUGGAAAGAGUAUUCAAGAACGGUGGUGAUGCAAUCUUUCCUCGACGGGUCGAUCCACCCGUCUGGUUGGUCUCCUUGGUCGGGUUCGGGUAGUUUUGGUCUUAAAACUCUUUUUUAUGGAGAGUUUCAGAAUACGGGUCCUGGAUCAUCAGUUUCGGGUCGGGUUAAAUGGGCUGGAUAUCAUCCUUCUUUAACGGUGAAAGAAGCGGAAGGAUUCACUGUGGCUGGUUUCAUUAUGGGGACGAUGUGGUUGCCAUCAACGGGGGUUAGUUUCGACUCUGGUCUUGUGAAGUGAGUGUAAGUUGGGGUGUGUGGCAAUUAUCUAAAGGGUUUUAUAGUCGUCUUAGUUUAAAUGUGAUUAAAUACUUUCUUGAUUAAUGCAAAUUGUGUGUUAAAUAAUCCCAUGUUCUUUUCUAUUAUUUGUUUGUGAAAAUGUAAGGUUGGCGAAUAAAAUUUGGAUGUAUUGUUAGUUUGAUACUACUAAAAUGUUAUACAUUUCAC
Molecule: messenger RNA, 878 nt
Organism: Eruca vesicaria subsp. sativa (arugula)
Lineage: Eukaryota; Viridiplantae; Streptophyta; Magnoliopsida; Brassicales; Brassicaceae
Source: the annotation of a GenBank genome assembly